AUGGAGUCUUCUUCUCUUUUCUUAACUGCAGUCGCUUUCUUCUUUUCCGCCAUCAUCUUCUCCUUCACCCGCCACUCCAAACGCCUCAACCUACCCCCUGGACCUCCGGGUUGGCCCAUCGUCGGUAACCUCUUCCAAGUAGCCGGCUCCGGGAAACCUUUCUUCCAGUAUGUCAGAGAACUCAUACCCAAAUACGGCCCAAUUAUCACUCUCAGAAUGGGUACUCGAACCAUGAUCAUUUUGUCGCAGGCGGAUUUGGUUCAUGAAGCUUUGAUCGAGAAAGGACAGGUUUUUGCGACGCGUCCUGCUGAAAAUCCGACGAGGGGUGUGUUCAGUUGCAACAAGUUCACCGUUAACGCGGCUUUGUAUGGGCCAGUGUGGAGGUCGUUGAGGCGGAACAUGGUUCAGAAUGCGUUAAGUGCAAGUAAAUUGCGUACGUUUACUGAAGUGAGGAUGACGGCGAUGGAUAAGCUUAUGGAGCGGUUGAAGACGGAGGCGGUGGCGAACGGUGGUGCGGUUUGGGUGUUGAAGAACGCGAGAUUUGCUGUGUUUUGUAUUCUGCUUUCGAUGUGUUUUGGUGUGGAGAUGGAUGAGAAGACGAUCGAGGAAAUGGACGAGAUGAUGAAAACGGUGUUGAUUACGCUCGAUCCGAGGUUGGAUGAUUAUCUGCCAUUGCUGAGACCUUUUUUCUCGAAGCAACGUAAGAGAGCAAUGGAAGUAAGGGAACAGCAGAUCGCGACGUUAGUUCCGUUCAUUGAACGGCGGCGGGAGGCGGUCAAAAAUCCAGGGUCCCAUCCCACAGCAGCGGAGUUCGCCUACCUCGAUACGUUAUUCGAUUUAACGGUGGAAGGACGGAAGGAUUCACCGACGAAUGCUGAAAUUGUGACGUUAUGUUCGGAGUUUCUCAACGGCGGCACCGACACCACCGCCACAGCGAUCGAAUGGGCCAUCGCAAGGUUCAUUGAAAAUCCUUCCAUCCAAUCGCGUCUCCACGACGAGAUAAAAGCGGUCUCCGGCGAAAGAAAAAUCAAUGAGAAAGACGUCGAGAAAAUGCCAUAUCUAAACGCCGUCGUGAAGGAACUACUCCGAAAACAUCCUCCAACUUAUCUGUCUUUGACCCAUUCCGUCAUCGAACCUGCAAAACUCGCCGGAUACGAUAUACCCACGGGCACCAACGUGGAGAUAUAUCUUCCCGGAAUCAGUGAGGAUCCAAAACUAUGGAACAACCCGAAUAAGUUCGAUCCGGAUAGGUUCCUUACCGGAGGAGAAACAGCAGACAUAACAGGUGUUACCGGACUAAAGAUGAUACCCUUCGGAGUAGGGCGGCGGAUAUGCCCGGGGCUGGGGAUGGCGACGCUGCAUGUGAGCUUGAUGAUCGCUCUGAUGGUUCAGGAAUUUGAAUGGAGUUCGUGGCCGGAAAAGAGCAAGGUAGAUUUCGGUGAGAAAGCAGAAUUUACGGUGGUGAUGAAGAACAGUCUGAGAGCUACAAUCACUCCUAGGGUUUGA
Lactuca virosa is the source of this 1506-nucleotide messenger RNA. The record is from the annotation of a GenBank genome assembly. Lineage: Eukaryota; Viridiplantae; Streptophyta; Magnoliopsida; Asterales; Asteraceae.